Messenger RNA from Acomys russatus (golden spiny mouse), 2910 nucleotides. RefSeq names its product nuclear transcription factor, X-box binding like 1 (gene Nfxl1). Gene Ontology annotation, cellular component: nucleus. The transcript has 23 exons. Gene Ontology annotation, biological process: regulation of DNA-templated transcription. Gene Ontology annotation, molecular function: zinc ion binding; DNA-binding transcription factor activity, RNA polymerase II-specific; RNA polymerase II transcription regulatory region sequence-specific DNA binding. The coding region runs from base 144 to 2885 and encodes 913 amino acids. The record is from RefSeq and is a predicted model, not a curated record. Lineage: Eukaryota; Metazoa; Chordata; Mammalia; Rodentia; Muridae.
AGUCUGUGGCCGUGGGAGCCGUCGGUAGGGAGACGUAGCUUUCGGUGUAGUUCACUCCAGCAGUUGGUUCCCGGCUGCGGCCGGAGGGUCAGUCAGCGCUUCUCUGCCCCGCACUUCUCUCGCGGCUGAGGAGGAUUUCCGGGAUGGACGCCUCCUGGCGCCAGGUGGCCGCUGGCCGAGGCCGAGCCCGAGGACGGGCCGCCGCAGUCCCCUCCUCAGGAAACGGAGCCCCUCUCGGCGGCGCGGGAGGAGGGCGAGUCAAAGGGUCUGGGAGCGCGGUGCCCCCCGGCCCCGGCCCCGGCCCCGGCGGAGCAGCUCCGGGUCGCAGGCAGCGCUCCGCGGGGGGCGAAGAAGCCCCGCAGACCCCGGGGGCCAGCGAGCUAAUGUCUCAGAGGAAAUUUGAGGAGAUCAAGAAGGCCAACCAAGCUGCAGCCAGAAAGCUGAUGGAGGAACAGUGCAGCUCUUCCUCCUCUGAAGAGGAAGGGGAUGAAGACCUUGAAGGAAAACAGGGGAAAAUCGUGGCAAAGACAUUCAUAACAUACACUACUCACACAGAUGGAGAUGUACAUGAAUUAGAGCGAACAAAACAGUAUCUGAAUGAAGCUUUUCAAGCGGGGGCUAUGACAUGCCUAAUUUGCAUUGCUUCAGUGAAGAGAAACCAAGCAGUUUGGAGCUGUUCAGGAUGUUUCUGUAUAUUCCAUAUGCCCUGUAUUCAGAAGUGGGCUAAAGACAGCCAGUUUCUUGUGUCUUCUGUGACAGAUGAUGAUUUUGGAAAAAAAGAUUAUCCCUGGCCAUGUCCAAAAUGUAGGUUUGAGUACAAAAGAUCAGAAACCCCUAGUAGAUACUAUUGCUACUGUGGAAAAGUAGAAGAUCCACCGUUAGAUCCAUGGCUUGUGCCUCAUUCGUGUGGCCAAGUAUGUGAGAGAGAAUUUAAACCUCCUUGUGGCCAUAAAUGUUUACUGCUCUGCCAUCCAGGUCCCUGCCCUCCUUGUCCCAAGAUGGUCACAACUACUUGCUACUGUGAGAAAGCAAAACCUAUCCCUCGGAGGUGCAGUGCCAAGCAGUGGUCCUGUCAGCUGCCGUGUGGGCGGAAGUUGCUUUGUGGGCAUCAUAAAUGUGAAAAUCCUUGUCAUGCAGGAAACUGUCAGCCUUGUCCAAGAGUUAGUAAGCAAAAAUGUGUGUGCGGCAAAAAAGUAGCAGAAAGAAGUUGUGCGAGUCCAGUGUGGCACUGUGACCAAGUUUGUGGAAAGACACUGCCAUGUGGUAAUCAUACAUGUGAGCAAGUUUGUCAUAUUGGUGCUUGUGGAGCGUGUCCUCGCUCUGGGAAGAGGUCCUGCCCAUGUCAGAAAUCAAAGUUUUCAUUGCCCUGUACAGAAGAUGUACCGACUUGUGGAGAUAGCUGUGACAAAGUACUUGAGUGUGGAAUCCAUAGGUGUUCACAGCGUUGCCACCGGGGUCCUUGUGAAACCUGCAGACAAGAAGUGGAAAAGCAGUGUCGUUGUGGAAAGCAUACAAAGCAAAUGCCAUGUCACAAGCCUUAUCUUUGUGAAACUAAGUGUGUUAAGAUGCGGGACUGUCAAAAGCAUCAAUGUAGGAGAAAGUGUUGCCCUGGAAACUGUCCACCUUGUGAUCAAAAUUGUGGACGGACUUUAAGAUGUAGAAACCAUAAAUGUCCAUCUGUCUGUCACAGAGGCAGUUGCUAUCCAUGUCCAGAAACUGUAGAUGUGAGGUGCAACUGUGGCAGUGCAAAGGUGACCGUGCCCUGUGGCCGGGAGCGGACCACAAAGCCGCCCAAGUGCAGAGAGCUGUGCAGUCGACCACCAACAUGUCAUCACACAAGUCAAGAAAAACACCGCUGUCACUUUGGCCCAUGUCCACCAUGUCAUCAGCCUUGUCAAAAAGUUUUGGAGAAAUGUGGGCACUUGUGUCCUGCUUCGUGUCAUGAUCAAGCAUUAGUCAAGCAGAUUGGCAGGCAUCAGCCCACAGGCCCUUGGGAACAGCCAGCUGAGCCAGCAUUUAUUCAGACUGCGUUGCCUUGUCCUCCGUGUCAAGUUCCUAUUCCUGUGGAAUGCCUGGGGAAGCACGAGGUGAGCCCACUUCCAUGCCACGUGGUAGGACCCUAUUCCUGCAAGAGACUUUGUGGAAGAAUGUUGAACUGUCAGAAUCAUACAUGUAUGAAAGAAUGCCACAAAGUGACUGAAGUUGAUGGCUGUACUGGAAAAAAUAAGGCUGGCCUGGAAUGCCUUCAGUGUGAAGAAGGGUGCUCCAAGUCAAGACCUGUGGGUUGUCCUCACCCAUGUGUUUUGCCAUGUCACCCUGGAAAAUGCCCUCCUUGUGUUCAGAUGCUUAGAUUAAAAUGUCACUGCAAGAUCACAAGCCUGUAUGUGGAAUGCAGAAAAAUAACCACAGCUGAUGUAAGUGAAAAGAACCUCCUCAGUUGUUGCAAAAACCAGUGCCCCAAGGAGCUUCCUUGUGGCCAUCGAUGCAAAGAGGUGUGCCAUCCUGGUGAAUGCCCCUUUAAUUGCAACCAGAAGGUAAAACUCAGAUGCCCUUGUAAAAGGAUAAAACGGGAAUUGCCAUGCAAUAAAAUACGUGAAAGUCAGGUUUCAGUGGAAUGUGAUGCAGCGUGCAAGGAAAUGAAGCGGAAAGCAUCCGAGAUUAAAGAAGCAGAAGCCAAUGCUGCUCUGGAAGAAGAAAAACGAAGACAGCAGGCUGAACUGGAAGCAUUUGAAAACAGACUGAAGGGCCGCCGCAAGAAGAACAGGAAAAGAGAUGAAGUGGCCGUGGAGCUCUCACUGUGGCAGAAGUAUAGGUCCUACCUCCUUCCAGUGUGUGGAGUUGUGCUGGCAGUGCUUGUGUGGUCCAUCACCCAUGGUGUGGAUUAACGAUCCUUUAAAUCUUGUGAUAUGC